UUUAAUGUGCUGUGUCUUUGCAGAAAGGAGAGGCUGAUGCCAUGAGCUUGGAUGGAGGCUUCAUCUACAUAGCAGGCCAGUGUGGUCUAGUGCCUGUCCUGGCAGAGAACUACAAAACUGAAGGCCCUGAGUGUAGCAACAUGCCAGAGAAAGGGUAUCUUGCUGUGGCUGUGGUUAAAAAAUCAGCAGAUGAAUCCCUCACCUGGAACAAUCUGAAAGGCAGGAAGUCCUGCCACACUGCAGUAGAUAGAACUGCUGGCUGGAACAUCCCCAUGGGCCUGCUCUACAACAGGAUCAACAGCUGUGAAUUCGAUAAAAUUUUCGAACAGAGCUGUGCCCCUGGAUCUAUGCGAAAUUCCAGUCUCUGUGCUCUGUGUGUUGGCUCGGCAAAAACUCCAGGAAAGGAGUGUUUUCCCAAUAGCCAUGAGAGAUACUAUGGUUACACGGGGGCUUUCAGGUGUCUGGUUGAGAAGGGAGACGUGGCCUUUGUGAAAGACCAGACUGUCAUGGAGAACACUGGGGGAAAUAAUACUGAAAAUUGGGCUAAGGAUCUGAAGAUGAAAGACUUUAUGCUGCUGUGUCCUGAUGGCAGCAGGAAGGCUGUGACAGAGGCUGAAAAAUGCUUCCUAGCCCAUGCCCCGAAUCACGCUGUGGUCUCACGGAAAGAUAUGGCAGCUUGUGUUAGCAAAACGUUACUUGAGCAGCAGGAGAUGUUUGGAAAAAAACUGAAAAUGACUGCUCGAGCCAGUUCUGUAUGUUCCACUCAGACACCAAGGACCUUCUGUUCAAGGAUGACACAAAAUGUUUGGCCAAACUUCCGGAAGGCACAACAUAUAAAUCUUACUGUCAUUCCUGCCAACCUUUCCCGCUUCAUCUCCUGCCACUUCUCCAGAAAUGAUACCAGCUUAAUGACAGAAUGCAAAGUGGCAGCCCCUAAGCUGACCACUUCUGGCCCCAUAGAUAAAAGUAUCACUCGUGAAAUACCGCUGGCUCGAUGUAGUGUUCAUGAGAACUGCAACUCCCAUCAGGACUUUCGCGAUCCCGGUCCCGAAAGGAGGAAAUGCAACUUAGGAACUACCACUCCCGUGAUGCUCCGCUCCGGCCGCCUGCGCAGAGCCCAGGGCCACGUCGCUUUCGCGGCGCUGGAGACACGCAUCUCAGCCAUGGCUUCCGCGGAGUCGCGGCGGAUGGGGAAUGGCGGCAGUGUCGGGGGCGCCUUCCAACCCUACUUAGACUCCUUGCGGCAGGAGCUACAGCAGAGGGACCCGACGCUGCUGUCAAUCGUGGUGGCGCUUCUCGCAGUGCUGCUGACGCUGGUGUUCUGGAAGUUCAUCCGCAGCAGAAGGAGCAGUCAAAGAGCUGUUCUUCUUGUUGGCCUGUGUGACUCUGGGAAAACAUUGCUCUUUGUCAGAUUGUUAACUGGCCUUUAUAGAGACACUCAGACAUCGAUCACUGACAGCUCUGCUCUGUACAGAGUCAACAAUACCAGGGGUGCUAGCCUGACCUUGAUUGAUCUCCCUGGCCAUGAGAGCUUGAGACUUCAAUUCUUAGAGCGUUUUAAGGCUUCAGCCAGGUAAGUAGGAUUUAGAGUG
Molecule: messenger RNA, 1592 nt
Organism: Lynx canadensis (Canada lynx)
Lineage: Eukaryota; Metazoa; Chordata; Mammalia; Carnivora; Felidae
Exons: 12
Coding region: 42-1577 (511 amino acids)
Biological process (GO): antibacterial humoral response; iron ion transport
Cellular component (GO): extracellular region; plasma membrane; recycling endosome
Source: RefSeq, a predicted model, not a curated record